UUUCCGGUCGGCGCGGCAUUGUUGUCCUCACCGAACUUCCUGUCAGAUCGGUGUAGUUCCUUAUCACCCAAUUUCGGCCCCCACACAAGUUGCAUUUAUUGUAGCUAGUGGCAUAUCGCUUUGUUGGGGGAUUGAAGUUGUUCGACCCCGUUUCGGGGAUACGGCUGUAUCGGUUCAGCUUCAUUUUCUUCCUUCUCUCGGGUCUGUAGAGCCUCGAAGGGUGGUGAGUUUACCAGGCCACAGUCAGCAUCCAUUUUUCCCUCGCUUCUCGUCAUUCGGCCCUGAUCGUGUUUCUGGAGGAUUAUGGCUAUGAGGCAGACUCCGCUUACAUGUUCAGGACAUACCCGACCAGUGGUGGAUCUGGCGUUCAGCGGAAUAACUCCUUAUGGAUAUUUCCUGAUAAGCGCUUGUAAAGAUGGCAAACCCAUGUUGCGCCAGGGGGACACAGGGGACUGGAUCGGGACGUUCCUGGGUCACAAGGGUGCUGUUUGGGGGGCCACUUUAAAUAAGGAGGCCACGAAGGCAGCUACUGCAGCUGCAGAUUUUACAGCUAAGGUGUGGGACGCCGUGACCGGGGAUGAAACUCUUACGCUGGCGCACAAGCACAUUGUUAAGUCUGUCCACUUUACCCAGGAUAGUAACCACCUGUUGACAGGGGGAAACGAUAAAGUGUUACGCAUCUUUGACCUCAGCAAACCUGAAGCUGAUCCACAGGAGAUUGCGGGACACACCUCUGCCAUUAAGAAAGCUCUGUGGUGCAACAGUGACGAGCAGAUCCUCUCAGCUGCGGAGGACAAAACAGUGCGCCUGUGGGACAGGAGCAGUAUGGAGACGGUGAAAACCCUUGCCUUUGAUGUAGCUGUCAGCAGCAUGGAGUAUAUCGCAGAUGGAGAAAUCCUGGUCAUCACUUAUGGGAAAACCAUCGCUUUCUACGAUGCGCUUAGCCUUGACUUGAUCAAGACUGUGGAUGCCCCAACGUCCAUCCACUCCGCCUCCCUGCAUCCCGAGAAGGACUUCUUUGUGGCUGGUGGCGACGAUUUCAAGCUCUACAAAUAUGACUACAGCACCAAGGAGGAGCUCGAGUCGUACAAGGGCCACUUUGGGCCAGUGCACUGUGUGCGGUUCAGCCCGGAUGGCGAGCUGUACGCCAGCGGCUCCGAGGACGGAACCCUGCGGCUGUGGCAGACUGCGGUGGGCAAGACCUACGGACUCUGGAAGUGCGUCCUCCCAGAGGAGCUGGUCUCGGAGAACUCCGACACGCUGUACUGCCCCGCCACUGAGAUCAAGGCCUGACCCCCUGCAUCCCCACCCCCCAUCCCCAACACCCUGCCAGUCGCAUGCCGAGGACAGAGAGGAGGUGGAGAGGAAAGCGUGUGAGCCAGGGGGUGGAAAGGAGGGAGGGCCUGGUGAAGUAGAAGAAAAAAGAAAGAAAUGGCACCACCCUCAGAAAAAUACGAGGCCGUUCCUCCUCGUCGGGGGCCGAAUUUGUGUUGAGCUCACCUGGGAGUCUGAGUACCGCUGAAAACACUAUGUAGGACACACACACAGAGUCACAGCGGCACGCUCCAUGACAGUCUGCACCGGAGGAAAGUAGUAGACCUGUGAGCGUAACGCUGACACAGCUGCCUACUUUUUUUUUGUUUGGGUGAAGGUCAAACGAUCGGUCUGUCCCCUGCACUCUGGGGCCCGUCGUCUCUCGUCUUCUCAUGAGUAUUUGGAAAACUUAUCCGGCCAUAGAAGAGCUUUGUGAUGUUUUUGUUUUAUUGAGAAAUUUACUAGGAAAUUUACUUAAAUGGGCACAAAAUGCAGGAUUAGUUUUGGUUCUUAGCUACCCUGCCCCCCCCCCCCCCCCCUCCUUUAAGAAAAAAAACAAAAACAAAAAAAAUUGCCUAUGUUGCCAUUGCAGUUGGAUUUGCUUCUUAAAAUAUCGUUACCUGCAUUCUUCUGUUCGUCCGUGAGUUUCGUUUCCGCACAACCCCCCACCCCCGCAAGUCUGACCGUCACAUUUAGCUGAACCAGUGACUGGCAGAGCUCUGCGUCCCGUGUUUCCCAAAGCGCCGUCUGUUCUGUGAGGUGUGCCUUUCGCCAUUUUACUGGAAUACCACUAAAUAAAAAUGUCAUUGACUGUA
Brienomyrus brachyistius is the source of this 2129-nucleotide messenger RNA. It is a transcript of the gene strap, whose product is annotated as serine/threonine kinase receptor associated protein. NCBI's taxonomy places the organism in Eukaryota, Metazoa, Chordata, Actinopteri, Osteoglossiformes, Mormyridae. The record is from RefSeq and is a predicted model, not a curated record. Gene Ontology annotation, biological process: spliceosomal snRNP assembly. Gene Ontology annotation, molecular function: protein binding; RNA binding. The transcript is spliced from 10 exons. Gene Ontology annotation, cellular component: SMN complex. The coding region runs from base 304 to 1293 and encodes 329 amino acids.